AUGACCAUGGCGGAGAAGCGUCCUUAUCCAGAGGGGCAGGGCCCAAACGGGGAUGCCAAGCGCCCGAAGGCAUCAGAUGCCGUUGAAGCAGCAAAGGCCAAAGCAAAGGCAAAGGCCGCUGAGAUCGCAGCUCGUUUCGCGAAACCGACAGCCCCUGCGACGCCCACUCUGCCGCCAGCUGGCGCGAGCAGCUCUGUCCAAGACCGGAUGGCGGCUAUGAAGGCUAAGAUUGAGGCCAUGAAGGCGAACUCGGCAGGCGCCGCCAAAGCUCCAACUCCUGAUUCCACCGGCCCACGCUUCGCGACAACGCUGGGUAAUCGCCGUUCCGAGACGCCUAUAGUCGAUACGAAGCCCAAAGACGCCACACUCAAGCAGAAGCAAAACGACGAGGAGAUUGAGAAUCCCUACUUCGACCCAAAGACCGCCGCUCUUGCUAAGAAGAGAGGACCCCGCGUUCUGGCCUUUAACGAGCACGGAAAAUACCUCGACCAGGCCUCCAAGUUGCGCGCCCAACGCCGACUAGAACAAAUCAAGAAGACGCUUGCCAUCCAGGCCCGCCGUGCCGGUCUCGAUGAGAACAGCGAACGUGGUUUCUUAGUACAGGCACCUCCGGAGAUUGAGUGGUGGGAUGAGGGAAUACUGGCUGAGCCCAACUACAAUUGCAUGGAUGACCCCUCCAAGGUCAAGAUCGAGACUGACGAUUCCAUCAUCACUCUCUACGUCCAGCAUCCGCCUCUGCUCAAAGCACCUCAAGACCAGCGCCUAGUCCAAGUCAAGCCCAUGUACCUCACUACCAAGGAACAGCAGAAGUUGCGAAGGAUGCGCCGCGCGGCCGACCUCAAGGAGCACCAAGCCAAGAUCCGUCUCGGUCUCGAGCCACCUCCGCCACCCAAGGUCAAGCGCGGAAACAUGAUGCGUGUCAUGGGUGAACAAGCCAUCGCAGAUCCUACCGCCGUGGAGAUGCUUGUCGAGGGACAGAUCCAGCAGCGUCAUGAUGACCAUGUCAAUGCGAACGAGGAACGGAAGUUGACUAAAGAAGAGAAACAAGCCAAACUUGCUGCCAAUCAGGAGAAAGACGCACAGAAGGGUCUCUACAUGUGUGUGUUCAAAAUCAACACACUUGCUUACGGCAAACAUCGCUUCCAGAUUGACAACAACGCAAAGGAGCAUGCUCUUACCGGUAUCACACUCUUUAAUCCAACACUCAAUCUAGUUUUGGUGGAGGGAGGUGCAUACGCAAUCAACAAAUACAAGAAGCUCAUGCUCCACCGGAUCAAGUGGCAUGAGAAUGGCCCGCCUACUGAGAGUCAGGCCGAGAAGCAAGCUUCAGACCCUCAAUGGCUGAGGCCAGUCACUGACACUGGAGAUGUGAAAGACCAUUCAUCCAACAAGUGUAUCCUCAUCUUCGAGGGCGAAAUCAAAGAACGCUCUUUCCGAAAGUGGGGUUCGAGAGUUUGCGAGACUGCUGGCGAAGCCCGCGAGACUCUUGGCCGAGCCAAGCUUGACAGCUUAUGGGCGCUUGCAAAGAGCAAGGAGUAUGAGUAG
Molecule: messenger RNA, 1545 nt
Organism: Pyrenophora tritici-repentis Pt-1C-BFP
Lineage: Eukaryota; Fungi; Ascomycota; Dothideomycetes; Pleosporales; Pleosporaceae
Product: PRP3 multi-domain protein
Biological process (GO): mRNA splicing, via spliceosome
Cellular component (GO): U4/U6 x U5 tri-snRNP complex
Source: RefSeq, a predicted model, not a curated record